Molecule: messenger RNA, 1161 nt
Organism: Melanaphis sacchari
Lineage: Eukaryota; Metazoa; Arthropoda; Insecta; Hemiptera; Aphididae
Product: cleavage and polyadenylation specificity factor subunit CG7185-like
Exons: 6
Coding region: 1-1161 (386 amino acids)
Biological process (GO): mRNA alternative polyadenylation
Cellular component (GO): mRNA cleavage and polyadenylation specificity factor complex
Molecular function (GO): mRNA binding
Source: RefSeq, a predicted model, not a curated record
AUGGAGAUUAAAAUUGACAUGAAUCAAGACUCUUACGCCCAAAACCGAAAUCGACUGGAACACCAAUACAAAAAGAAUUAUCACCACAUUAAUCAUAUUGUUUAUUUUUCCCUUGGUAAGUGUACUACUGAUGACUCCAAAUUUGGUUCCAAUGAUGAUUCACAGGCAGAUGAUAGUGACGUGACAAAUAAAACCAGUUAUUCUAAUUUAUACCAAUUGUUUAUUGGUAAUUUGACUUGGUGGACAACAGAUCAAGAUAUAAUGGACUCUAUAAUCAACGUUGGAGUACAUGAUAUCAUUGAUAUUCAAUUUUUUGAAAAUCGAGAAAAUGGCCAAUCAAAAGGUUUUUGUAUUGUUACAUUAGAAUUAGAGAAAAGUUUAAAUCGAAUUUUGAAGAAAUUACCAAAUGAACUUAUCUAUGGACGACAACCUGUUGUUACAUUUCCAUCUUCAAGUGCAUAUUUUAUGUUUGAAUCAAAAUCUGAAACUCGGCUUUCCCUUUCAUCAAUUUAUCAAACCAUAUCUUCUAUGAGAGAUAUGUCUAGAAAUCUUAACAAAAAGUCAUUAAAAAUUCCAUCAGUAGGUAAGCCUUAUCAUACUAGAAUUCCAUCAAUAUCUGAAUAUACAAAAACGCACCAACAGUAUCCACAAAACACACGUUAUAAAAACCAAUGGAACAGAUCAUAUCAACAAAAAAUAGGUCAAAUGAAUCAAAGUUAUCAUUGUCAAGCACCAGUUAAUCCAACAAUAUUCAAUCAAACUAGCGUACCUCUCACAUAUUCUCAAAAUUAUUCGUAUAAAGAUUAUCAUCCUUCCUUUACAAAUUAUUAUAGAUCUCACAUCACAAAUAAAACUAAAAUGACAGAAACAGAAAUAAAUUACAUUAUUAACAGGAAUAGAAUUGUGUCUAGCUCUGCUAUAGCACGAGCUAUAACUAAUGCUACUAACGGCGAAUACUUCAGUGCAAUCGAAACUUUGAAUGAAGCAAUAGCAUUGAUCGAAGAUUCUAAAAUAGCUAACGAUGACCGCAGUAAAACAUUAGUGUGUACUUUGUAUAACACAAUACGUGGAAUUCAAACCAAAGUUGUUAAAAAAAAGAAAGAGUUGUCUAAAUCGCCUUCGUGUAGAUCAUAUAGGAGAUCAAAACGUGAACACAGUUAA